This is a messenger RNA of Tetranychus urticae (two-spotted spider mite), 1128 nucleotides long. RefSeq lists its product as uncharacterized. NCBI's taxonomy places the organism in Eukaryota, Metazoa, Arthropoda, Arachnida, Trombidiformes, Tetranychidae. Gene Ontology annotation, molecular function: ribosome binding. Gene Ontology annotation, cellular component: mitochondrial inner membrane. Gene Ontology annotation, biological process: protein insertion into mitochondrial inner membrane from matrix. The record is from RefSeq and is a predicted model, not a curated record.
UGAUAUUGAGAACUAACCAAAAAGUGUUUUCAAAACACUGUUUUAAGUUGUUUACAUUUUACAAGAAACGUUUAAUCAUGAGAGCUUUAUUAUUCCACCCGAAAUUGUUCCGAAAUAUCCUAUUCAUCGAAAACCCCCUAUCACCUAGCUAUCAGAGAUUCACUCACACCUUUCUGUGUAAGAAUGCAACACUGAAAAAUGGAAAUGAUCCUUCCAGACUUGGAUUCGCAUCAUCUUAUCAAGCGCCUCGCAAAAGUGUUACUUUCUGUUUGACCGAUAAUCUAGUCAAUCAUUUUCAUCAGUUAUCUAAAUCAUUUUUUCGUUUUUAUGCUGAUCUGACAAGGAUAAAAUUGUUGUCCCUGUAUCUCAAAUGUAUUUCACCUGCUAAUCAAACCUGGCAAACAAAUGUGUUGCAUUUCUCUGGACAAUCUAAAUCUGGAGAUGGCGGUUCGGAGAAUCCUUUGGGUGAUGAAUUUGAAAAGUUGACUCAAAAUCUUCCCCCAUUAUUGAUGGAUUUUGUGGACCCAAUCACUACUCCAGGUCCUUUUCUAGCGCUCCGCAACAUUUUUUCUGUACUUUUCGUCAUAAGGCCUUUUUAUGAUCCUUCAUUUUCACAUCAAGUUGUUUUGGAUGGUGCAAAACAGGCUCUUUUUGUGAUUUCUGAUAACUUGUCACGAGCAGAUACCAAUACGCUUGAAGGGUUAAUCGCUCCUAAGGCAUUAGAGGUUGUUAAAGAAAAUCUUGUUAAAUUUAAUCCUACACAAUUGGCUGACCUGAAAGUCGAAGAGCAGGAUGUCGUUUUCUGGCUCGCUAAAGAAAUCAAAACUAUAGAAGAAGCGGACAGAAAGUUCAUAGAAUUUACUGUAAUCUUUCACGUAAUCAGGGAUCAUCAAGAAAAGAUGGCCAACCCAGAAAAACGUUCAUUCUUCAUGCCAGACCCAGACAUGACGUUUUGCAAUUACAGAUUUAUUCGGGAGUACACAAAAGGUGUCGAUGGAGAAUGGAUUUGCAACCGUUUGAACCAUUUCAAGUGGGGACAUUUCAUCAAAGCUAGCCCAUUCGCAUCCUAAAAUGGUUCAAAUUAUAUAUAUUAGAUAAAAUUGCAGAUUAAAGAUUUCAAGUUGAAAA